Messenger RNA from Rosa chinensis, 1524 nucleotides. RefSeq names its product ammonium transporter 1 member 3. Gene Ontology annotation, biological process: ammonium transmembrane transport; ammonium homeostasis. NCBI's taxonomy places the organism in Eukaryota, Viridiplantae, Streptophyta, Magnoliopsida, Rosales, Rosaceae. The record is from RefSeq and is a predicted model, not a curated record. Gene Ontology annotation, cellular component: membrane. The coding region runs from base 7 to 1401 and encodes 464 amino acids. The transcript has a single exon. Gene Ontology annotation, molecular function: ammonium channel activity.
UAAUUCAUGGCGGCAACAUGGGAAGAAAGCGUGACGAGCUCCAUCAACACCAUCUAUCUCCUCUUCUCUGCCUACCUCGUCUUCGUCAUGCAACUCGGGUUUGCCAUGCUUUGCGCUGGUUCUGUUCGAGCCAAGAAUGCCAUGAACAUAAUGCUCACUAAUGUUGUUGAUGCCGUGGUAGGCAGCCUCUCUUUCUAUCUCUUUGGCUUUGCUUUCGCAUUCGGAGAAGGCUCCAAUUCCAAUCCUUUCAUUGGUACCAGUUUCUUUGCUCUCAAGGACAUUCCCAGCAGCUCAACUUAUGACUACGACUUCUUCCUUUUCCAAUGGGCAUUUGCCAUAGCUGUUGCUGGUAUAACAAGUGGUUCCAUAGCUGAGAGAACCCAAUUUACUGCGUACCUCAUCUUCUCUUGCUUUCUCUCUGGGUUUGUGUACCCUGUGGUGGUUCACUGGGUUUGGUCAUCAAGUGGUUGGCUCAAUCCUGGUUCGACUAGGUUCUUGCUGUUUGGUUCUGGUUCUAUCGACUUUGCUGGAAGUGGUGUGGUUCAUUUGGUAGGUGGGAUUGCUGGGCUUUGGGGCUCUUUCAUAGAAGGCCCAAGAGUGGGCCGGUUCGAUGCGUUUGGGAAGGCCAUACCAAUCCGAGGCCACAAUGUGACCCUUGUGGUGCUCGGAACAUUUCUGUUGUGGUUUGGAUGGUUUGGCUUUAAUCCGGGCUCUUUUGAUAAGAUUCUCGUGGCUUAUCCGGACACAACCGAUCAAGGGAAUUGGACUGCAGUGGGCCGAACAGCAGUUGUUACCACAUUAGCCGGGUCCACUGCCGGAAUCAUAACCCUCUUCGGCCGGCGGUUACUAGUGGGACAUUGGGAUGCACUAGAUGUUUGCAAUGGAGUUCUUGGUGGGUUUGUUGCCAUAACUUCCGGAUGUGCGGUGGUUGAGCCAUGGGCUGCAGUCGUUUGUGGAUUUUUUGCCGCUUGGGUCUUAAUUGGGCUGAAUAUCUUGGCCCUCAAGCUUCAAUUUGACGACCCACUAGAGGCAACCCAAUUACACGGUGGGUGUGGCGCUUGGGGUCUGAUAUUUACAGGGUUGUUUGCAAAGGAGGAGUUUGUAGUCCAAGCCUACGAUUCGGGUGUGGUAGGUACAUCACGGCCUUAUGGACUGUUAAUGGGUGGGGGUUGGGGUCUGCUCGGAGCCCAAGUGGUUGAGGCUUUGGCGAUUGUUGGCUGGGUUAGCUUGACAAUGGGUCCGCUAUUUUACAUCCUUCACAAGCUUAAAGUUCUGAGGAUCUCUGUUGAUGAGGAAAUUGCAGGUCUUGAUGUCUCUAGCCAUGGAGGACAGGCCUACGUUCAUACAGAUGAGAACCAGCCUAGGUUUUAUGCAGAUUAUGUUCGAAUGCAAGCUAAUUAGUCUUGAUCCAACAGUUAUCAGGCAAGAACAGAGUUCUUUUCAAAAAACAGUACAAAGUUCCCAAAAUAUGUAAAUUUGAUUCAUCCUUCUUAAUUUCAAUGCAAUAUUUGCAUUUUCAAGUUA